GUCGAAGAAUCAUCUGUUUCAAUGAUUUAUAUACUACUAUGGAGAAAAUAUCAUGAGGGUAGUCUGCACAAAGACAAAGUCCCACCCCCUUAUCAUUUGGGCCCAGCCUGCAUCUGUGCCAUGUGGUACUCCAGGACUUUUCCUCAAAGUGAGGACAUGGAAUAGAGCAGCAUGUUAAACCAUGAGUCCACCUAAGGCAGCUCUUAAAGACAAUGACCUCUCUCCUUGCGGUAAAGAUUAAUCUUGUACUUGUCUUCAAAAAUUUUGGGACUCUCCAUGGAAGACUUGGGUUGAGUACUCACAGAGUCCUCUGUGACAGCCCCAGCUGUUAUCAACAUCAGAAAAACAGCCAGAAAAGUAGUCAGCUGUUUGGCUGACAGCCAGUGCCUGUGAAGACCCCUGAUAACAUACCUUGAAGCAGGAAGCCCUGUAGAGGAGCUGCACCACGUGGCCUAUACUGGUCUUAGAGGCCUGUGGAAAGCGUGGCUCAAGCCUUUGGACCACAAAGAGAACUAACACCUUCCUGGACAGAGCAGAGCCAUCCUCUAGAGCGAGGAGGACCAACUUUAGAGCUUCCUCCUGCAUGGCUGGGGAGAAGAAAAAACACAAAAAUUGAAACAUAACUACCAGCUCAUUAAAAAAAAAAGUGGUGUUCCUGUUUCAAACUGUGGGCAAAGGGGAAUUGACCUACCUGGUCCCAGAAACUGACACCCACGAGCACGCACAGCAGCCCACAGAUUGGAGGAGAGCUGCUGCGGAUUCUGAUGCUGCAGGAUAAGUUCUGUGACAGUUCGCUCACCGAGAGAGCGGGCUGCUCGCAUGGCUCUCACGCGGCCCUCCUCCUCUACCAGCUGGCAGUGGACCAGAGUUACCAGUUUCCUCUGCAUGGGGCGACUCAGCAUGCUCUGGGCCGUGCUGCUCAGACCCACACCUGGAGAAAGAUUACAACUGAUAAACUCGGGUAGUAUACUGUAUACACUCAGCUGCCAGUUCAAAGAGUUCACCCUGCUAAAAGUCCUACAAACCAUCACAGCAGUUCUGGGAUAAAGCCCACCCUCGGUUGAGAUUAUCUUGUUCAGAUAGCUCCUGACUUGACGUCAUGAUCAUUUUGGAGGAUGUCGUUUGUGUUGUGCUUUGAGUCUACUGGAUUUUGCAUGCAAGUGUUUCUUUUAUCAGUUGAAGAAAUACAUCAGAAUAACUCAGUACGAUAGCAAUUCAACUGCGACAGUUACAAACAAAAAGGGUACAGCUGUAUCAAUGUCUGUAAAGGUGAAACAUUACACAUUGAGAUACGGCUGUUUCAAGGUGAUGCUGAAAUUGCAGCAUUUUAUUGUGAUUACUAAACUCUGUUAAUUUGAAAAAAAAGAAAGAAACAAAGAAAAUCUGAGCCACCAUGGAUGUUUGGUGUAAACACACACUAUGAAGAGAAAUUCUCUGCAUUUUACUUUGGCGACAGAGAGACUUCAUGAUACAUACGUGUUAAUGCGCCUGCUGUGUGCUGAUCAGCAGUUUUGGUCUAUGGCGCACUAGUCACUUUAAACUUUGUAAUGCUAUAUGUGUUUUUUGCUACAAAACUUGAACAUUUCCACCAAGACUUUCUGUAAUGUAAACAAAACAGGAGUUCUGCUUUUCUCUCUAAAAAUAUUCGAGGCUAUGAGGGAAAAAAAAAUCAAAUUAACCAACCGACUCACACAGUGACCCAAAAAUAACUAUGAGGUUAAUAAAACCAUCUACUAUCUAAUUUUAGACAUGGCAUGUUUGCAAAAUACUCAAAAUAGCAGAACUUCUUCAACAGCACUUUCAACUGAUGAAGACUCUGAAUUUCCAUGUUUCGAUACAUCAACAGAGCAUCUUCAUUUUUAAAUGUGUUUACAGGAAGAAUCUGUCAGGCAACCUACUUAUGUCAUAUUCAAAACAUUGACUGUGAGUGGAAAUCUUUAAAGAGCUCCAGGUUAAGGGGCUAUAACAUAUACUUGUGUUUUUUAAAAAUGUUUUUUACUCUGGCAAUUACUGAUAUCUUCACUCAUACAGCAUUUUUUGGAGAAGAAUAGGGAACUAACAGUUACCCAGCAACAGUUUUCUCACAUCUUGAACCACAUGAAUGCCAAAAAUGUUGUGUACUGGGACUUCCCAUUUGAACAAAAAAAACCUGCACUUCCAUUAAACUUGCAGAUUAUGAGAGGAGUGGAAAAUAACACAAACAUGAUAAGCUUGUGUUUGUGUGUGUGUGUGAGUGUGUGUGUAUCUAUUAAGUACCUCUGGUAUUGCUGAGAGGUUUGAGGUAGAGAGCCAGCUCCUCCACACACUGUCUGGCCUCUUCAUAAUGCUGCGAGUCCUCAGGACUGGUAAUCAAGGCAACUGGCUGAGCCUUGGGAACCUGCAGUGCAACACAAAAAAAGGAAUUAACAGGGACAAAGCAUGACGAUAUCUGCUGUUGUUUUUAACCACUGUCAAUAUUCUUAUUAUCAAAACAACAAUGUGUUAAUGAUCAAGGGAAUUAAAAAGGAGAUGCUGCAUGAUGACCUAAAAAUUCACUUAUCCUCUCUGUUUCAGACCAUAGCAUAGAUCUCCUCUUGGUGAAACUAAAUCAUAAAUUCAGAAUACAUUUUUCCCAUUUCUUAUACAAAUCAUGACAAAAACCAUGCAUUUGGUCUGCAUUCUGAUAAGCUCUUUUUGAAAUUACCGUAAUAUCCCAUCAGACAAGUGUGCCUGGGUUACGGUCCAUUGAUUUAGAUUUGCAUGGACUGUGUUACACAACAGGCAAAAAACACCAAUAACUACAUUGACAUUUGACAUUUUAAAGACCACUUUAAGGAACUGAAGCCUUUUGCUUUAUUCCUAGCACCUGUUAUGCCGCCUUAGACAGCACUUAUACCUAUCAAUGCGUUUCCAUAACAUAGAUCCCAGAGACAUCUCGUCUUCAUCUAAUCAUAAAGUCAUGCUCUCUUCGAUCUCCCCUUUUUUCUACUCUGAUAAACUCCAGCAGCUAUUUACUAUGAUAUUGUUACCGUCUACACUCUCUGAGCACAGAUCUGUGAGGCACUCAGCUGAGAGACAAGACAUCCCAGCGAUGACCACAUCAGACACAUAUCAGACUCACAGUCAAUACCACUGCUGUUAUCCUUUAUUAUACGGUUAAUGGCUGGAAACUUGGCAAACAAAGACAAAACACCAUUAGGGAAGCCCCACCCUGUUAGUCACACACCAUCUCAGAGCAACACAGCUGAGUGCCAGCACUCAGUAAACCUGAAGAAUUAAAGCAAUUGCUCAAUGACUGAAGAGUGACUCAUACAAGGAUCUCUAAGCUAUAGCAUCAUGUGGCAGCUCAUGUGUAACCAUCCAAAAGUGUUCAUAAAUAGUGAUUACAGAUAAAAUUAGACUCAAAUUCAAGUAGUCAGAAGCCUUACCUGGCCUCCCACCAGCUGCAACAGGGCUGUGUUGACAGGUAGCUGCUCGAUGUCUGUGCUGAUGGCUGUCUGGUCAAAGGGACAGGCCUUUCGGUGUAACUUGUUCAGGCACAUCUUGCAGACAGUGUGUCCACAGCCCAAGCUGAUAGGCCGGCGAACAGUCUCUUCAAAUGUUUGUGUGCAGAUCGGGCACAGCAGGAACUCCGUCCAUUGUGGUGCUUGCACUGGCAUGGUUAUAUGUUGAUGGGACGAGUGUGUGUGAAUGUAUAUAAGAUUUAACACAAAAAAAAAUCUAAUAAUAAUAAUAAUAUUAAUAUAUAUAUAUGGAAGAUUCCACUGGAAUCAAAAUUUUUUCUUCCGAACUCAAUCGUUCUUAAAUUUUCUCACACAUUGUGGAUUUUGGAUCACAUGGCGUGAUGAAUACUGAAAAAGAGAGAAAGAGAGACAGAAAGACAAAGAUAAGUAACAAUCAUCAAUUUUGCAGGGGUAGAAAGUAACUAAUAACAUUCAUUUACGACACUGUAAUUUCUUUGUGGACUAAAACUGUGGGUUGUUUUUAAAACCAGCUGUUUUACUGUCACUGAGGUGUUUUCUAUUUUGAGUAUCUUACUUUGCUUCAUUCAACAUAGCAUACUUCCUGAAUUUGAAACAAUAACAACAACAAAACAUCAUAGUAACUUUUUAUUAACCACGUGACUGCCAGCGGAUCAGAUGAUGACUACACUGCAAAAAAACCCUUCAAAUUUAACUAAGUGAAUUUGUCAGUUAAUAUCUACACUUAAUUCAAGCCACAAUGACCUGACAGGUCUAAGUAUGAAUCUUAUUUUAAGAUAUUUCAAACCUGAUUUUUGUUCUAAGUUCCUAUAAAUAUUUGUUAGAUAAUAUUUUCCAGAAACUGAAGCACAUUUUUCUUGCUACAGCCAUUUUUACUCAUAGUCUUUACUUUGGCUACAUCUUUGUACAGCAACUCAUGGCUUCAGUGUGUAAAAACCACUUAAACUGACAAGAGCUGCUGCAAAAUAUUCAGUAGUUUCGGUCACAAUAGGUACAGAGUCAAAAUCACCUCACCAAUUCAUGCUGGUAUUAUAUUAAACAACAACUAGUUUAAAGGAAAUAUGGCCAUAUAUAACUAAAGAAGCGUAUUAUACUCCCCAACCCCCACUGCCAUAAGAUAAAAACAAAUAUCAGGUCAAUACAGGACAAUCUGAAUUUAUUACUUUCACUUGAAUAGAUAAACGCUGGUAGCUUUAUUUUUACUUCAGAAAAUGCUAAUCAAAGUAUCAGUACUUUUACUGGAAAAAAAAUAUUUUAACUCUUUUUCCAAACUGCCAAUUUCAAUAUCCCAGCAUCAAAUAUUGACAUUUAGAUGUUUUUGAGCUCCUAGUCUAUGUUACAUAUUGGUACUGACAGGGCAGAUCUAUAUUGUCCGUGUAAGUGCAGCUCUGAGACAAAAUAACAAGCAAUAAAGGUAGGAUGACAAAGUAAAGCUAUCGUAAGGCUGCUGCCACUUCACAAAAAUAACAUCUAUAAUGGAGAGUGUCCUAUUUUUCUGACUUAUAAUAAAACUGAAUAGAAUCAGAAGUGAAAGCUGACAUUAUUUUAAGUUAGAGAGGUAACAAGAGACGGAGAAAGAUCAAAACAACUGCUGAGUGGCCUAUUUAUAAGAGCUGGUUACCCUGUAGGACUACGGACAAAGGGUCCUAAAGAAGCUAACAACCAAGUCAAUCUGAGCUAUCAAGCUCCUUACGAACAUUACACGAUUGCCUCUCUACGGUGUCACAUAGUACUCUAUAAAUAUGACUAAUAUAGACAGUAAAUGAAUCCGCGAUCGUAGAUUCUAGUUUCACGUCAAUGGGCUCAGUAUUGUUUAAUCGCUAAACAUGCGAAACGUUAACGUUAGCUUCAUUUUAGCAAGCUAAGCUAUGGGUGGCUAGCUUGCUAUAUUGGCUAGCGAGCGAACGUCGUCCGAUUAAACGUAUCUUUUUUAACUUUUGCGCCUUUGUAGGUUGAUAAUACCGCUGUCACAUGAAGAUAUGUGCAUUUAAGUGUGAAACAAUUAUAUCGAUGGGGACAUUUAGACACCGUAUUGUGUGCUGGUCAAAGAAACUAUAAAAGGUGGAGAAGAAGCAGAGUGACUGAAGCCAUUUGACUCUCAACAGCGACAUUAUGUAACGCUUCUCUCUGGAGCUACCUACCAACCCAAUUAUGUAUAUAAUUAACUGACAUUUACCUGAGUUGCAGAAAAAUAACAGUAAAAUGAAUCCUUUUGGGGCGCAUUCUGAUACGCAACUACGAUAAAUCCUCCUCUCGUCGUUUGACCACAGAGAGCUAGCAACCUAGCGAACAAACCGUACUCCUCCCUCUGCUAGCAGCUAGCCUGUAUGCUAACUAUCUUACCACCGACCAUGGCUAUGCGUCAUUAAUGUGACUAAAACAUCAAAUAUAAAGCCCAGUUGGAUUGAUUCAAGAAAAUAAGUCAUUGUCGUUGAUACUACUCACUCAUUCCAAAAGACUUGGAAGAUUUUCAUCUUUCUUUAGGUAAUUGUUGCGAUAUUUUCUUUCCAUGUCGACUGUGCAGCUUAGCUGCUGCCGAGGUUUGGGGAGGGUGUCAACUCGACAACAGCCUCGCUAGCCGGUUACAGCUAGCUGGGCGAGGUGUGUGUCUCUGUGUGUGUAUGUGUGUGUGUGUGUGUGUGUGUGUGUGUAUGUAUGUGUGUGCUCUUUGGUGUAUGCUUCUGGCGCCCUCUACCGAACUUGGGUUGCAUGUGCAGCACCAUAUAAAACCAAGCAGCAUCUGCCAAAGUCUGUAGUGAUGGGCAUGGCAGUUCUUUUAGAUGUACUGAAUCACCAGAAUCGGUUCACUAAAAAGAUUCGUUCAAAAGAUCUGUUCACCGAAUCAGUGAAUCAUUCAGCGCUUGGUGGGAGGAGCCUGCGACUCCAACCUCCUGAACUGAUACAAAGCUGAACGGCUCAGGAUUCAGUUCGAUUCAAAACUUCUGGGACCGGGAGAAGAGAGUGUUUGGCUGUGUCGCUUUGGCAAACAACUUGUUUAGAAGUUAUGUUUACAUGUACUGUCUUAUGGUAUGCUAUUUAUCAGGUCUGCUCAGUAAACUGGGGUCAGUGAGUGAUUCGUUCACUGAACGUUUUCACAAGUGAAGUAUUCACACUGAACAUGCACUGUUCCCUCGCAAACCGCUGCAAUGAUAGGAACCUGCGAGUUUAAUGCACUACUUGUUACAUGCUGUGUCCUAUUGUAUGCAAGUUGUUGUGGUGGCAAUUUAGCAGUGAAAAAAAGGUAGUUAUGUUUGACAAAAGUGAUUUCAGAGAGUGUAGUUCAAUGCGUGAUUCGUUCACAAAUUAAUUCAGGCGUCAGUGCAUGUGGUCCUUCGUUCGCCGGCUGCUGGCCUGGCAAUGCUGUUUCUCACUUCAGCUCAACUGAAGUGAGAAACGACCGAAUCACUCGAGGAAGUGAUUCGGUUCAGUACUUUACUUAAAAGAUUCGAUUCUUUUGAACGAAUCGUUCGCGAACGACACAACAGUACUGCCAAAGUCUGAUCACAUCUGGGGAUUGUGAAAACUGGCAAGCCGAACCUUGUCCCAGUUAGACUGACGGUGUGUGCAUGUUCGUGUGAGAUUGUGCGGGAAGAGAGGUGGAAAGACAGAAAAGAGGGAGGGAUCAGCUCUUUUAGCAAAUAAGAAUCAGCUGCCAGUUGUUAUUACGAUGCAAAAUUUGGCCUAUAUUCCUCUGUAUCCUUGAAUCAGCAUCGCCAGAUCAUCAGGAGGGGAAGACGUGGGACAUAUGACGAAGGCUGACUCUCAUGAGGCCGUUUUAACGAUAUUGUUCCAUUUUUCAUAUGUUUAUGUGUGCAGGGAAUAGAAGUGUGCGCUCUGUGUAGCCUCCUUAUGCAACAUAAAGCUUCACUCGGCAACGAGUUCGUGAAGCAAGGACGAAAUUAAAGCAGGCAUUUUUUUGUAUUCCAUUUUUGUCUAAUCCCCGCUGAUUUCUGUGGGGAUUACCGGACCAAUCAUGAUUGAGAGGCCAGUGGCUCGCCUGACACUGCUCGGGCCGGGAGGAAGGACAACAUGAGGAUCCGCAGGUUAAUUGAGAAAAAUGACAUCUCGCUUCAUAUCCGGAGGAGAAAGUUGCUUCGUCUUCUCUCGCGUGUUGCAUGCUGUCCUGAGGAUGCACGCUGCAAUAUCUGCAGGUUUUAAUAUGAAUGAUGACUGAAUCGGAAUUUUAAGUGAACUUUCUCACGAUGGACAACGUCGGAUUUGUGAUUUAGAGUAUCGUCUGCUCAAAACAUCCAGGUACUCUUUUCUCUUUAUGUUUGAGUUGUUGAACUGAACAUGGUGUACGUGAAUUUGCUCUGAGACUUACUCUGUUCUCGAUGUUGACACUGGUCUGUAUUUAUUAAAUUAAUCUGAGAGAUGUGGUGUAGCCUAGAACAUCCACGCACUUGAUGACACCUUAAUGUGAAAGUAUGCCAUCUCCCCAAGGCAGAACUAGUAGGUGUUUUUUAGGCGUCCUUAAAUAAGAUGCUGGUUGACAUGUUUAUUUUAAAGCUAUUUAUUUAGCUUGACAGCAAUUCUCUUUGUGUCAUAUUUAUCAGGGCAGGGGUUCUGAUGCAGGAGUAGUUGCUAACCCUUAUUCUAAAGGAUUAUCCUGUGCACUGCAAAGUAAUCUGUGGAUAAGGCAACGUGACUGAACCCACAUUACAUAUCUUCUCACCAGGCAGAUCAGUUAGAAAGUGGGUGGUAGCAGAGAUGUAAAACAGAUAGAGACAGUUUUUUUUUCCCCUGCAUGCUUUUAAUUUCCUUUUUCAUUCAUUUAGGGUCUGACCAGACUCCUCAGCUGAUGGAGGAAGAGAAGGUUGCUGAUAACACCCAAGCACAAACCAGUUCUCCUUUACCUGCAGGACUCCCCAUCAAUUGGAGACUCAUCACCGGCCCUGUACCCGAACCUGUUUUUCCUACACCCUCUCAGAUUACCCAUCUUCCUCCUGUCUCUCAGAGUUCAGCUGUACACGCUCUGCAGACUAAGGUAAAGUCGCUCACGCAGAGAAGGCCAAGAGGAAGAGAUAGAGAGAGGUUAGACGCAGCCGCUCAGGAGAGCAGUCCAGUCGGGCAGAUUUCAUCUGAAGUCCUUCUCAGACCAAGGCCCAGAGGAAAGGGUCAGGUACCCCUGCCUGCCCUUUCCUGGCGAUCAGGCGCUGCAAAGAUCUUAAGCAGCAGUGAUGAAGAGGAGGAGGUGGAGGUGCAAGUCAGGUUGGAGAUCCACAGCCCUCCACCUGAUGUUAAAGGAGAGGAGUUGAUCCAUGGCGGAGAUGAAACUGAAGAAGACAGGUCAGACAGAAAUGAGAGCCAGGUCAGUUUUCGGCCUUACGGGCUUGGGGAGGGUACCAGCCUGGAGAGUCUUCUGUCUGAUCACUCAAGCAGCAGUAAAGAUGAGCCAUCUCCUCCUUUACCUCUUCCGCUUCCUCCUCCAUCUGCUCUCUCCUCCCCUCCUGCAACCACAUCUACUUCUACAACAUCCUCUACUUCAACCUGCACCUCAACCAGGCGCUGGGCACCACCCAAAGGCUUCUGGAGAGUUGCGCGCCCUGAAACAUUGCUUCUCAAUGGCGUUGGACCAAACAACCUCCACUCCACUCUGCCUCUUAAGGACUACACUCUGUCCGAGACACUGACAGACCCUCAGGGAACUUCUAAAGCAGGAGAAUCAGGAACCAAAAGUGAUGUCGGAGUCGCGGUGGACGACUGCGUUGUAUCCACAGGGGUCAAACGCUCAGACAGCGUGGAGUGUUUCCUGGACAGGUGCGAGCAGAAAGAAACAGAAACCUUGGGGCCGUGCACUUCAGACACUUGGGAGGGCUUGGCAUCACAAGUCAGGUUGCUCUCUGCUGAUGAGAAACUGAAGAUGAAGCAGAAGGCUUAUGAUAGAUUAAGGGAGAGAAAACAAAACUGCAAAGAGGAGAGAAAGCAGAGUGAAGGAGAAAGUGCGGAAAAUUAUGAAGACUCAAGUCACAGAGAGGAUUGUAUCGGUAAGUUUCAUGAGGAAGGGGUAAUGUAUUUAAUCUGAAAUGCUUUGUGACAUUUUGAUAUAUUCAGUACUUCAGGUGAUAGUAAAGUAAAGGAAAGCUUUCCACAAGUUGAUGUUCACUCAUCACUUCCUUGUUCAGUUAAGUGCUACUAUUUGCCUUUAAUAUUAUAACCUCAUUCAAAGCUGAUGCCAUCAUAUGUAGGUAUUAAAAAUAAUUAAAAAAGGUUUCAAAGUCUUUCCAGAUUCUGCAACUAUUCAAAGUUACUUAUGCAAGCUCCAUGCUGUUGUAUAUGUAACCUGGCUGAAUCCCAGUGUUGAACAGAUGUCAGAUGUGCAGAUGUGGUUGUUGCUAUUAUUAGCAUUCAGAGUGGUGGGGGGGUGUCACUCUGUUUAUAUCUCUCUCUGUGGGCUGAAGGAUGUCUCCUUAUGGCGACAGCUUAUGCAUUUCCCUAUACCGUGGAUUAGUGAUAUUGUAUGUGUUUGUUUGCUUUCAUAUUACAGUCAGAGCAAGGCCUAUAGAUAAAUCCAUGAUGAUGAAAUGAUUUUUCCCCUCUUGUACAUGGGAAAUCUUCUUGUUCUGUGCCUCAUUCAUUGCAUAACUUGUUUUUUUCCUGACAUUACGACCUGUCAGGGAUAACCAGUGAUUCUGUCACUGAACCCAAUGAUAUAAAGGUUUAUGAAUAUCAUAUCUAAUCAUGGGGAAUGCCAUCAAGUACUCUUUCAGUGGUAAUAUAGACAUUGAAUAGGACUCUAAAUAACAACUGAACCCUUUUAUAAGAGCAGUAUUGUAUUCUUUAUUUAUGAUUAGUUAAAAAGAUGUUUUAGAGUAUACUUUAAAAAAGCCCAAACGUUGACUCACUGCGUUCACCUCUUAUCUGCUUUUCCUCUCUGCUUUGUGCCAGAUGCAGGUGCCCAGUGGGGUUUGGACAGCUCCGACUCAGCCAUUGUUGCUCAGGAACUUGAGCCUUAUUUGAGGUGAAUAAUGUAAUGCUUCUUUAUGUUCCUGGCACAGAUGGUGAAAUAUAGCUCUUGAGCACUAUUUAUACCUUCACCUAGUAAAUUUCACCCCUGUAGCUCCACUCGUGAGAAUUUAGAGCUGCAAGAGUGUCAGAGAGCCUGCCCCCCAUCUAAUCAAAACAGAUGUUGCACUACACAUAAUAAUUUUCAAGAUGUGAUACAAGCAUGAGAAGUAAUAUAGAAAUGAAGAAAUUGAAAAGUAAAUUUUGAUACUGAUGACGAAGUUGUUCUACCCAGCUGGUAAACUGGCUGCUAAUUAUGCUGUUUGUCAGUGCUGGGAUAAGACACUGUCAUGCAACUAUAAUCUAUUUCAACACAAUAUGUCCUCCUCCUCACACCCAGGAGAGAAUGAAUCACACUCAGUCCAUUACAAGGAUAAUCCAUGUGGUUGUUGUUGCAUGCUAUCUUUAUCACUGGGCCAGGGGAUAAAGACAAGCACAAUGCAGAGUAGCUUAACUCUUGGACAUAAGGACGGAUGGACGGGAGGACACAUGGAUGGAUGGAUAGAUGACAUUCUCUCUGCUCCUCACAGCCACUGCCACCCCCCCAGCCUAUCUAUCUGAUAUUACAUAAGGCAGCUUAGGAAGACACAGCUGGAUUCACUCUAUGUUAAGUCAAUCUGUGGAGAACAUGAUGUAGCUGGAUAUGUCGCAAACAAUAAGCUUACAUCACCUAAAUGAUUUAUCUUUGCACUAUGUUUCCUGUUUCUCUUGAUCCUCAGGUCUCUUCUCAUAAUCAGCGAUGAGCUGCCGCUGAGCCCAAGACACGAGGAGGCCAAGCGCCUUCUGGAGCGAGCGCGGCUCAAGGCUCGCUCCAAUCACUUAAAAGGCGAUCCCCCCUUCAGACAAUCCCAUUCUGAGCAGAGACCUCCUGCGUAAGUUUGCUGACGUGGGCUUUGGCUUCUUUGAUGUAUGAGACUGCAAACGCUCCACUUCUUUUAAGCAGUCUGCAUAUACCAAGCACUAGUAUGAGUUAUUGAUGUAAUAAUGUAGUUUAAUUUUGUACACCUCCAUCUUAGUUGUCUUGAUAUCGAUGUUUGCACUUUUUCUGCAUUAUAAAGCUAAUGUUAAGUUACCAUUGGUUCCAUAAACGUCAGCCAUCUAAGUGGCCUAAUGUGGGAUAGCAGGCAUCCAAUGCAAAGCAAACUUGUCAUACCUGAAAGAGCUACAUUUAUUGUGCCACAUUGCAAUUUCUCAUGUAUUUUUUUAAAAUCAAAAGACCUCAAAUCUUUUAUUUUGAAAUCAGCCACAUUUUCCUAUCUCACUGAUAAAUCUGUUAAAUCUGUUAUCUGUUGCUAGGAGAUGGUUAACAUCGUAUACUACCGUUUUAAAUAUGCACUUUAAUGUUUUUCCUGCAGAAAGAUGCAACCAGUUAAAAUUCCAAAUCCAAUAGCAGUGCAGGAACUUGAAACCAAAGAAGAUCUCACACCUCAAACUGUAUCUGUUCCCCUUCUUGUCCCCAAUCAAAGAGACGCUCCUCCUGGUGACAGUGGUGGUCGACCUAGAAGGUAUGGUUGUUCACCAACACGGGUACGCUUUGAGGAUGAAUCAGAAAAAGAAGCUGAGUCCCGAUACUUGGAUAGGGUAAGACAACGUGGCAGACCUGGGGCGCCCAAGUUCAAGAGCAAAGAGAAUAAUACAGAUUCGAGCAGUAGUGGUUCAGAGAGGAGCAGAGGCCACAGGAGUGUCUCCAUGCCUCCUGCACAGAAGCCAGAGGAAGUGAGCAUCAGUGCUGAAUCUACGACAGUUAUUAAAGAGAUAAUAGUGCUGGUGAAGAAAUGUGAACAAUGUGGCUCUGUGGUCAGGGAACCUCAGCCAGUCUCAACACUGCCUGAUCUACACAAGCCUGCGCUGCAGCUUCCAAGCAACCAAGAUGACACACGAGGAGGAAAAGUCGCACCUCAUUGGGUGCCUCCGAGCAAGUCAGAGGCAAGUACUCGCCCCAAAGCUCCUUUAACCGUCACUUUUGCUGGAGCAUAUGUGCUUGGGGAGAGUAAAGACAGUGGCACAGGCUGGAAAUCCUCAGGGUUUGGGAAACUCAGGAGAAGGAGCAGGAAAGGAGAGAGUCGGGUAGAGUCUGGUAAUGGUCCUUAUGGGCUGUCUUGGGCACAGCGGCGUAACUCAAAUCCAAGGAGUAGGGUCAACUUCAGCAGAGCAGUGUCCUUCGCACCAGGAAGCCCCAUGGCUCUGGAGCCUUGUUUGCUGGAGGCAUCUAGUGGAUCACGAGAUUCCCCUGCCCAAUCACUGCCUAUAAAGUCUGCCCUGAAGUCGAGUUCGAGAAAUCGCUCUGCCGCAGGGCAGUCCACAGUUCAGUUCCAAAUAACCUCUGAUCAGGGAGACGAGGGAGGUUCUCAGCAUCCAGCCCUCCUCGACUCUCUAGAGACAAGACAGGAGUCUCCAGCGUCUUUGGCCCUCGGGACCCCUGCAACCAGCAGCCCAUUGCCCUGCAUCAGGCCAUCCACUCUCAGGUACUCACCACCCCGAAUCACUACUGAUCUGCCAUCUGCUGAACACUGGGAUGCCACUCAAGAUGGAACAGGUGAGUGGACACUGGACUCAAACAUAGUCCUUCUUCAGCUCAGGAAAACAUGGACAAUAUCCCUCUGAACAUUCCUGCAUUAUGUAAGUAGGAAGUACUGGCUAAGCUGUGACGCAUGCAGUAUGAAAAACAACAACUGUAUGUUUAUACUGUAAAAAAGGGCAUUUGAUUAAGCUCAGACAAAUCAAUUUUCGUGAAACCAGCAAAAAUGAAUGUAAAUCGCAUUGAUAUCAAGUUCAGACAACCUUAGUUCAGGCCAGACCAUAAUAAUGUUUAAAAACCCAGUAUAAGACAGAGCACCACUGAAUAACAUGAAUAAAGCAAAACUCAACACAAUAGAAUUCACUAGAACAGAGUUAUUGAUGUUAGCAUUUAAGUGCAUCCUUGUCUAACAGCAUCUCUUGGUGGAGACCCUGCUCCAGGCCCAGAGUGCCGCCCUGCUCUGCGCACCCUGGCUCUUUCUCGGACUGAGGACCUCAGAGCAGAGCUGUUGAGAGCUGAACACCUGAAAGCCGAGGCCACGUGGGAGGACAACUGUGACGGAUCCAAGUAAGAAACUGUAACAACACAUCCCCUUGUCUGUAUCAUGGAUGGAUAAGAUAGAGGCCCUUUAUUGUCAUUGUGUUAAGAUACAAUAGCUGUUUCCUAGAACUGCUUGAGUAUGACAAACUAAUCGUGGACAGGAGAUUAAAACCGUGACCUACAGUCCACAGGAUGUUGUAUCAAAUAUUGCGGGAACAGGACAAUCCCGCCCUCUUCUGGCAAUGCGAAGCUGUACUUGUUGAGGCGAACAGUUUGCUUGAACAGUUUGGGUUGUAAGUCUGUCUGGAGUCUAUAAGACAACAAUUAUUCAUUUUUUUUACACAGAAAGAUGGACGGGAGGCCAAAGCUCUUCCUUCGUCGCUUCUUUUCCUCGAUUGGUCUAAACAGCGUCGGCAGACUGGUCAAAGGAGGUCGCUCCAGCAGCAUGGAACAGCUCAGUAUAGCUGCUCCCCCACGGGCCAGCUCUACAUCCCCAAGCCCCACCCGCAGACCACCACCUCCAUGCCGCAUACAGAGGACUCCCUCACUGCAAACCCUACACCCAGUGAGAAACCAUUUCAUGCCAUGUUAUGUUCAAGCACUACUGCACAGCCCUGCUAUUGUCCUCUGUUUACUUUUAUGUAAACAUCAACAACAAACAUCAAAUAGAUGCAAUUUUUACCUUAUAAAAGUAGGCCGUAGAAAAAAAAAACAUAUAUUUACAUGUCUUUUAACUUCCAGGUCUGCUUUGAUGCCCUUUUAUUACUUAUUUACCACAGUGGACCAGCUAAGGCUUUGAAGUACUACCAACCUCUCUGCCUGACUCUGGAAGCACAAAUAAUGUAUUCCAGGCUAUUUCCUUCUAUCCUCCAUCCUUGCGGUCCUCUUGGCAGCUGUAAAAGUACACGAAACCAAUGUAAACAAUUUUCUGCUACAGCUAAUCAUUACCAUUGUUAGCACAGUGUGCGCAGUAUCAAACACACACUUGUUCGUUUUGGAGGGCUGUGGAAGCAUAAAAAAGAAAAAUCCUGUUAAAGAUGCUAAUUAGGGGAAAUUUGCCAACAUGGUCAGAGAAAAUGUGCUACAGUGCUAUUUAUCUGCCACUAGGUGCUGCCACUGGCCCAACUGCGAAAAGCAUCAUCAGUACAGAGUUUGGAAAGGAGAACUGAGCGUUCAACAAUACUGGGAGAAGUGCAGAUACCGUAUGGUCUGGCGCCUAGGUAGGUUUCGAGGAUGUGAAAACAAGGAAGAAAAACAACACAAAAUCAUCAUUGAGGAUAUGACUUUUUUAUUCUUUUAGUUUACUAGUGACUAGAAAUGAAACUCUGCCAUUACAGCCCUGACGGCCUCCAGAUUGAGCUCCACAGAGCCCUGAGUGUUGAAGAUGUUCUUGCCUCCAGAAUCGUGCGUCCAGUGGGUCGGGUCACCCAGGCUUUCCCCGAUGGUACUUUCCUCCUGGAGCUUGUUAGACCUCCAAACGGCCCUUUUGGUUUUGUCAUCUCAAGAGGCAAAGGUCGACCAGACACAGGCAACUAUCAAAAUUUACUUUCUUCUCUAAACCGUUUUAAUUUAAACUUUGCUUUUUUUUUGGUAGUUUUGGAUUGCCCAGCUGUCUAACUACCUUUCAAUCAAACUAUUUUCUGUUCCCCCUUCUGUUGUCUUUAUCCUUUUUACUUUGCUCAAUUAAAUAUUCUAGAGAGAGAAUAAUACCAUGAAAAGAAGAAGAAAGAGUCAUAAUUAAGACAUGUAGUGUAGUAAAAUGGCAACAUACCAUUAUAAAUGAAACCAUCAAAAAUGUCAAAACACAGGGCAGAUUUUUCUUCCCCACUCUCAUUCUCACGUGACCAAAUCCUCUUUUAAUUUGAUCCUUUCCUCUCAUUUGUGUCUUCUCAGGUGUGUAUGUAGAGAAAGUGGGUGACGGUAGCGGUGAAGGCCCCUAUAUUGGUCUCCUUGGCAUUGGUGAUGAGAUUCUACAGGUGAAUGGAGAAGUGGUGGCAGGCCUCAGUCUGGACCAAGUGACACGGCUCAUGACCCGCGAGAGCACGGCUUCCCUUCGGAUCAUGCCAGCCAGACGUGUCCAACGCUGAUGUGGCUCAAAGCCAUUUUACCCCGUAGCCAUGGAUAAUCAUUCACCUCGGCAAGCACUGCUGAUGGACUGCAACCUGUGCUAGAUGUCCGACUGUCGGAGUGUAUUUCACUGCUGUUUCACAUAUCAAAAAUGCAAACAUAGGUUUUCAGGGUUCAAGGUUUUAUUCCUAUAGGUGCAUACCAAUGUUUAAUAGCAUGACAUCCCAGGGAACUUUUAGUAUGACAAUCAGGUAGUAGACAGCAUCUGCUUGUUAGGAUAUUUAUAAGAGUAUUUAUUUAUGAGUCUUAUACCAGAGUAGAGUAGAAACACUGAUUCAAAUCCAGCAUGACUUUUUCUAUGCAUACAUUUCUCUUGGUGUUCACAUUUCAAGAAAAAGCCUAACAUUAGUUUUAUGAACAAAGUUUAUCUGUUUUUUUUUUUAAAGUUAUCUUUGUGUGAUUUUUGUGCUUUUAUAAAUGGAGAUCAAAGAAGAGUGGAUAGAGCAAGAAACCUGUGGGGAGAACGGAGAGUAACAUGUGGGGAAAGGGACUGUAGGUUGAGCUCUAACCCAGGCUGCCCACUAGAGGACUGAAGCCUCUGUACACGAGACAUGCGACUUAAAGACCAACCAACAGACACCCCAAUUCAGUAGCUAGAUUUUAACUUACUGUUAAGUUCCACAUAAACCAUCUAUCAAAGAGGGAUACUGCGUUAAUUUUGGAAGAUUUUUUCUGACAAUCAAAAUAAGGUAUUUUUAAGGUAGAAUUGAGUUUACAGCACAAAUGCUUGGUGAGUAGAUCCAUAUUUUCUCUAUCUAUCUAUCUAUCUAUCUAUCUAUCUAUCUAUCUAUCUAUCUAUCUAUCUAUCUUGGAUGACUGACAUGUAAAGCAUAAGGAUGUGAUCAAGCUUUUUUAAAACAUUGGUUAUGACAAAGGUCCCCUCUGCCAAGACUGCAUUUACAUUAAAAAAUGUUUUUAAACAAUAACAACAAAAAGAGAGAUGUUUUCAAUAAAUUAUUAUAUGUCCAAGGGAUAUUUGAGCUUCCCUAGUUCCCUCAUUUUUUAAAGAAAUGCUUCAUAAAAUGGGUACCAGUUUGCUCCAAAAUAAAAGAUUAUAUUUUUUGCCAAA
Xyrichtys novacula (pearly razorfish) is the source of this 16720-nucleotide messenger RNA. NCBI's taxonomy places the organism in Eukaryota, Metazoa, Chordata, Actinopteri, Labriformes, Labridae. The record is from the annotation of a GenBank genome assembly.